CCUAGCCAUGGCCCGCAUCAUCGACCUGGUGCCCUGGGAGGAUGGCUCCACCCACAUGUACGCAUCCCCAGCCAUCCUGCUGCCCAUGGGGCGGCAGCGCAACCAGCUGGCCGGUGUGAAGCAGCAGCUCUACCACCCGGCCCUGCCCAGCCUGCGACGCAUGGACAUGGACUCCGUCAGGGCCUGCCUUUCCGACAAGCACUGCCAGUCCACCACGUACUGCCACAAAGAUGACUUUGACAAUGCCCACUUCACACUCCUUGGUGUCCCCAACAAACCCCUGCAGUGUUUGGACAUCACGGCGACCGGCCAGAGGCUCCGAAACAGGUGCCGCGAGGGAAAGCUGGCGCCUAUCGCUCCGGGCAUCAAUCGGGUUGACUGGCCCUGCUUCACGCACGCCAUCGAGGACUGGUCCCGCUUCGUGUCCUCUGCCGGCGAGUUCAAGCUGCCCUGCCCGAGCAAGAGGGGUCGGUCUACGGGCGCGGAGGAUGCCCUAGGGCGGGAGAGAUAACGGAGGUGCUGGGUCCCUCGAGCCCGGACCUCGGACCGGAGGCUUCGCGGGGUGGGCUGCGUCAAAGACAGGGAGGGGAAGCUAAGAGCAGCUGGGGCACUCAGGGGAGGGAGACUGAGACGGACUGAAGCUCACAGAGGCGGGGCUUG
This is a messenger RNA of Camelus dromedarius (Arabian camel), 660 nucleotides long. It is a transcript of the gene SPMIP8, whose product is annotated as sperm microtubule inner protein 8. The record is from RefSeq and is a predicted model, not a curated record. The transcript has 3 exons. NCBI's taxonomy places the organism in Eukaryota, Metazoa, Chordata, Mammalia, Artiodactyla, Camelidae. Bases 8 to 511 code for a protein of 167 amino acids.